CAUUUGUUCCGUCAGCCACAGAGCGUAAUUAUAUCCACAAUUAAUUCACCUCGAGUCCCUGGCUACUGUCUACAGAGCGCAUACAACGACAGCUCUUAAGAGCAAACCACAACCACUUCGUCCUCAUCACUUGCAAGAGACAGAUACAGUAUGACACACACGCCGGUGCUGUACCUCGACUUUCACGAUACGCUUUGCCCGCCGGCUCACAUGAUGUCAGAGAAGCCAUCAUUUGAACAGCCCUCUUCGCACCACUCACCACGCAACGAUCCCUCUCAGAAGGCACCCAUUAGCAUGUCAUACACACCGAAGAUACCUUCGCCGCUGCGUAAUGAAGUUUUGCAGCCUCUUCAAGUCGAAGUGCCGUCCACCCGGAAAACUCGCUCUUUUCUACCCAGUCAAUCCCACAUGGAAGAACUAUUAGAUGGAAAACCUCAAGCGGCUCCUUUAGCUCCUACUCCACGAGGAUAUUUCGAGGGACAUGCGCUUGGGAGCACCAUGACUACAGUAGCAAAACAGACUUGCCACCGCCCGCAUCCAGGCAGUUUUAUGGCCUACCCGAUCCGCUCAAUCCUGGAUACCAGAGCCCAAGAUUCGAAACCCGAGUAUCUCAUCGAGUGGUACGACCACGAGGGUCUUCCUCCAUGGUACCAAGGCGGCCGCCAGGUGUGGGUGCUGGGCGAAUGGGUUUCUUGGCUGAACGAUUACAACGCAUUGACUGAGAAGAUUAAGCUUGUCCCCUUCUUGAGCCCAAUAGUCCCUGUGAUGUGGAAAGCGAAACUACAGCGAGAUGAGGAAGCGAGGCAGAAGCGACUCCUCAUGUUACGCUCGAAGUGGAACGCAAGCGGAAGCCCGGUGAGGCUUGACGAAAUCGCAGCGGCGGCCGACGCGCAGAACACAGACCCCGAUCUCCACUAUUGCUCUGAAUGCGCGACACGGAAACAUCAUAGUGAGUUUGUGCGGCCAGAUCUCCGGACCGGACGGGAGCGUUGGCACCAAGGGAAUUGCAAUCAAUGCACGGAGGAAUUGAGAAAGAAGAAAGAGGGGGAACUCGAGAAAGAGCAAGAAGGCGGGAAAGAGCAAGAACUCGAGAAAGAGCAACAGGCUAUCGCUGAAAUGAAGGCACGCAUGGCUCAACCCGCGAAUGAAAAACAAGAAAUACAAGCGAAAAUAUCGGAACCGUUUCAAAAUAAUUCCAGAUCCUGCCUCCAAAUCAGACAACGAGGGCGAAGACUCCGAGAACGCCUACUUUGCCGACGAUUAACAUGACUCGACCGAUAGCCUCGAUAUCAACAUGGUAGAAAGGGAAGGCGCUGGCGAUGUUGGCGAUGAGC
Messenger RNA from Mytilinidion resinicola, 1334 nucleotides. RefSeq lists its product as uncharacterized. The transcript has 2 exons. The coding region runs from base 151 to 1269 and encodes 372 amino acids. NCBI's taxonomy places the organism in Eukaryota, Fungi, Ascomycota, Dothideomycetes, Mytilinidiales, Mytilinidiaceae. The record is from RefSeq and is a predicted model, not a curated record.